AUUCGUAAGUGCGGUGACGAUUAACGACGUUGAGGAAUCAACUCGGAGUCGUCAGACAGUACACACACUUAAAGCGGGUUAUCACCGUACGUUCACUUGACCGUUCAGCGCGUACUUCACAACGGACCUGCGUUGUCAACUAAUAUAGCCUACAAAAAUAUCCCGUGCGAAAUUCAUUCUCGAAUAACCGUGUUUUCAAAAUUCUCCGUUAUGAAAUUGUCUCGGCGGAAAAAGAUCCGGUAGUUUGUGGUAAAAUUCGGUUAUAUGGGAUCGAGUCCGGAGAAAUGUUGCUGCCAGUCUCCUCACUCGGCAUCAGCGUCCGCGACCUACAACCAGGAACGACAAACGCAUCCGACCUACGACCCUACGACUCGGAAUCAGCAGCCGCCGUUGCCCCGGAAUCAGAAUCAACCCUGUCAUAGUUUUACCCCGUACAACCCGCCCUGCCCGAGCAGAUUGUACCCGGAACCUAAGAAAAGCACGUUUGGAUCGACACUUUUUACCGGGCUUAUCAUCAUCUCGAUUUUUGCCUUCCUUUACUACUACUACACGUACGUCCUGCCCAGGACAGGGUUUCGAAACCUGACUCGUUCCCCCUUUUACGAAGGCCACAACCCGACGAGUUUUCACUUGACCAGAUCAACCGUGGUAAAGAUUUCACCGUGUAAUUCAAUGUUGUAUAUUCUUGGAUAUGCGUCGGCGGAUGAGGUUGGCGAGUCUGACGAACCCGACGAUAUUCACGAAAAUGACUCCGCCGAGUUCGUUGCCCUGCAAUCUUCCGGAAGGGGCAGGCAGCCUUCGUUGCAGGGAAUUCGAAGAGAUGUAAAGCCUGGUCAAUCGACGGAGCCUUACCUUCGCUGCACGAGGGUUUCCAUCGAUUCUUCGUCAAGGAGACAAGACUCUUCCGACAACCUGUCUGGUCACGGAGGCAGGAGCAAGUCCUGCCUGGAUGGCGUGCCACGUUUGAAAACUAGAAACGCCGGAAUAUAACCAACUCCACGUGCAAAAGAUACUUAUAUCUUGCAAUCCCACUUCUUAGAUCUUCCGGCGAUAAAGUACGUUCGUACUCUUAUAGGCGUCGUGAUCAUUAUACCGAGUUUCAUAGUUACCGGGAUAUACGGGGUGAUUUACACACUUCGAGAUCUCGGCGAUCAUUAGAGGUCUGAUCAGUGAUAUUUAUGUACAAAGUAAGAGAGGGAUUUUCAUUGAAAGCGAUGGAACUAAGCUACUUGCUGUGAGAGAUGAUUCAAAUAAUUACAUUCCUUUGCGCAAAUGUGACGACAAGGUGCAUAUUUAUAAUGCAAGGACACUUGUGCAAUUACAACUUGAGCCGUCGUAUAGGAGAAGGUAUCCCUAAACUAAA
This is a messenger RNA of Neodiprion fabricii, 1363 nucleotides long. RefSeq lists its product as uncharacterized. The transcript has 4 exons. Lineage: Eukaryota; Metazoa; Arthropoda; Insecta; Hymenoptera; Diprionidae. Bases 265 to 990 code for a protein of 241 amino acids. The record is from RefSeq and is a predicted model, not a curated record.